Messenger RNA from Parasteatoda tepidariorum (common house spider), 1156 nucleotides. Its product is annotated as glutamine amidotransferase-like class 1 domain-containing protein 1. Gene Ontology annotation, molecular function: glyoxalase III activity. Lineage: Eukaryota; Metazoa; Arthropoda; Arachnida; Araneae; Theridiidae. Gene Ontology annotation, cellular component: cytoplasm. The record is from RefSeq and is a predicted model, not a curated record.
UGAAUCUGGCAAUUACGGUGAUGAUUUGUUUUGUUUUCAUUGGUUUCGGCAGCUGAGGCUGGUUGUUGUCGCUUUUAAGUGUAGUUUUUGAUGAAAGUUGAGAAUGUCAAAAUCGUAUAUGAAUAGUUGAUUUGCUACAUACUUGUUUUAUUCUAAAUUCGCAGUUUUAAACAAUUAUUUAAUUUUUUUCUCUUUUUUUUUGUGAAUAAUUUAGGGUGAUCAUGCGAUGAUAGAGGGGCGUACCUUAACUUGUAAUUUUUUGAUACCCUCGUCUUAACAGUUACAACUAAUGUAUUCAUGAUCUAUUGUUCUAUAAAUUUAUUACUUGAUCAUGGCUAGUGCUCGCCACAACUGUUUGAUUGUCUUAAGUGGUUGCAAAGAAGGCAACUCUGCCCAAUCUUUUAUACAGUCGUUUACUUUGGUCCACACUAAUUUCACUGUACAGAUAGCAACACCAGGUGGCAAACCCUUAGAAUUUUCUAAACACGAUGACCAAAGUAGAAGAUGGCUAAAUGAAUUUAGAAUGAAAUCUUUAGCAAUACCUCUCAGUUUACAAACUAUUGAUCCUCACAGAUAUUCUUGUUUAUUAAUACCGCAUUCUCCGGGUGCAGCUUUUGAUCUGUGUAACGAUGAGGAUCUUGCUCAAAUUCUAAAAAACUUUAUCCAAGAAAAAAAGCCAAUUUGUGCCAUUGGAAUGGGUGUUGCAGCACUAUUCCCUGCAAUUGAAGAAGAAUUCUGGUUAUUUUCAAAGUACAGUCUAACUUCUUUAUCUGUAUUUGAGCUUGCUAAAAAUGUAGAUUUUGACAGCAUAUCUGUCAUUCCAGAAGAUGUGAUAAAAGAUAGGCUUGGUACAUAUAGUUGUAGUGAACCUGAUGAAAUGCACGUCGUUAUCGACAGGCAUGUAAUUACCGGUCAAAACGAACAGUCAACAAUCACGGCUGUCCAGAACUUAAUACUUCUUCACAACCAGAAAUACACUAAAAAAGAAAAAUCUCCACAUUGAAAUUAUGUUGUAUUCAAAAACGUCUAUUUUUUAAGUAAACUUGUUUAAUUUCUUUAAAAUAGUUCUCUAGUCUUUUUUAUACUGUUUAUAUAUGAAUGCGCCAAAUACAUUUGUAGCUAUAAGAUUAUUGAUGUAAUAUAUUUAUUGCUUGUA